Penaeus vannamei (Pacific white shrimp) is the source of this 7074-nucleotide messenger RNA. Lineage: Eukaryota; Metazoa; Arthropoda; Malacostraca; Decapoda; Penaeidae. The record is from RefSeq and is a predicted model, not a curated record.
AUGACCAUUAAUGUCACCAUCAUGAGGGACCUGGUGGCACCUAAUGGCACUUAUGGCACCUUAUGGCACCUAAACGUCUGGCACCUUAUGGCACCUAAUGGCACCUUAACGUAUGACCUUUUUUUUGUGACUCGACUCACCAAGAAAGGUCAGAUUAGGAGACGUUUGGGCAUGCCACGUGGCCUUGAAACAUUCUACCAAGCGCCACGUGGACACGAGUCUAGCCCUCAAGCACUGGUGUUAUCGACCCCAGCGCCUCCUGGAGGGAAAGGACAGGACCAGGAUCCCCGUGACGUGAGACCCGGGAAGUGGAGUCCUUUCGUCGGAGUCCUCUGGUGCAGCGCCGGCCUCGUCACCUCCGGAAUGCUGGUCCAAGUGCUACCCAAAGACUACUCAGCGCCUGUGUUGGAAUAUCGCUUCAUCAGCCAGACGCUACAGCCGGGCCCCUCAGUGAGCUUAAAGUGCAUCGCGUCAGGGGCACCAACCCCACAUGUCUCGUGGGCGCUGGACGGCUUCCCCCUGCCGCAGCUGGACAGUAAAGAAAAUUUGAGCUUUCCCUCACCGCCCUUCUCCUACAGGCUGGUCGUGGGCCAGUACGUGGGCGUGGGCGGCUCGGUGGUCAGCCACGUCAACAUCACCAGCGUGCGGGCGGAGGACGGCGGCGCCUACACCUGCACGGCGACCAACAGGGCCGGCACCGUCGCCCACCAAGCCCGGCUGAACGUGUAUGGGCCUGCUUACGUCCGGGCGAUGUCGGUGGUGACAGCUGUUGCGGGAGAGGAGCUGGUCGUGUCGUGCCCGGCUGCCGGCUAUCCCUUGGCUCAGCUCACGUGGUCCAAAGACGGACGCACGCUGCCGGUGAUGGCGCGGCAGAAGGUGUACGAGAACGGCACGCUGGUGGUGAGUCGCGUGGAGAAGAGUCGCGACGGAGGCUCGUACACGUGCACGGCGCAGGACAAGCACGGCCGCACGCACUCCGCCACGGCCACGGUGCAGGUCUUGGUGCCACCAAAGCUGAGCAGCUUCACCUUCCGGAGCGACCUGACCCUGGGCGAGCGCGUGUCGGUGCAGUGCACGGUCAACGGCGGGGACACGCCCCUGCAGGUGACGUGGACGAAGGACGGCAUGGCGGCGGAGAGCGUGGGCGGCGUGCAGGUCCGCAACCUCGACCUGUACUCGGCCAUCCUCACGAUCAGCCACCUGGCGCCGCUGCACGCCGGCAACUACACGUGCACGGCCACCAACGACGCCGCCAGCGUGCGCCACACCGCCCCCCUCAACGUCAAUGAACCCCCAGUGAUCAGCCCUUUCAGCUUUGGCCCCACCAACGAGGGCGAGCGGGUGAGGGUGGUGUGCGCGGUGAAGCGGGGCGACCCGCCCGUCACGCUGGCCUGGCUCAAGGACGGCGCGCCCAUCGCCCAGGACACGGCCGCCGGCCUCACCAUCCUCGCCCUCGACCAGUACUCCAGUUCCCUCCUUUUGCCCCACGUCCACGCGCACCACAGUGGCAACUACACGUGCCAGGCCACCAACGCCGUCCGCUCGGUCUCCCACUCGGACAUCCUCGACAUCCAAGCCUGUCGAGUCUUGUACGAACAGUUGCAGAUCCUCGUGCCCGUGCUCGUUCAUGCGUCCACAGUGACAUCCUUGCCUCCGUCGUGGAUUGAAGCUCCCAGGGACACCUCAGUCACCCUGGGGGGCUCUGUCGUCGUCCCCUGCCACGCCCACGGUUCCCCCACGCCCAAGGUGACCUGGAGGCGCACUCGAGAGGACCAGCCAGGCCAAUACAGCCCGAUCCUAGGCAGCGGGCAUGGGCAGGGCGUGGGCGUAGCGAUGAACGGGAGCCUCGUAGUCGUGGGCGCGAGGUCGGAGGACGAAGGGCAGUACCUGUGCGAGGCGGUGAACGGGGUCGGCGGCGGACUGUCGGCUCUCAUCUCGCUCACGGUGAAUGCGCCCCCUCGGUUUGACCCCGGGUUGCAGCGGCAGGUGUCAGUGCGAAGGGGCGCCCGUGCAACCCUUCUGUGUCACGCCCACGGAGACCCGCCCAUCACUCUCCUUUGGCAGGCCACCCACACUCGCGUGCACGAUCACAGCGUGGUUCGCGAGGUCGACGGCGGGGCGCGCGGCGAGCUGGUCAUCCCCGCAGCCAAGAUGGAAGAUGCUGGGGACUACACCUGCACGGCCUCCAACUCCUACGGGAGAGACUCCUUUGUGGUGUCGCUCGUGGUGCAAGACGUACCCGGGUCACCUCAUGGGCUGCGGGUAUCGCAAAGAGGGUCCCGAUACCUCGUCGUGUCCUGGCUGGCGCCCACGACCACCCACACGCCCGUCGAUACCUACAUUGUGCAAUACCGACCUGCUAGAGGGACAUGGAACGACGGCCAGAAGGAGGACGUGGGCGGUGACACCACGACGGCCCGCCUCUCCCCCCUGGUCCCCGACACCCAGUACCUGGUGAGGGUGCUGGCGGCCAACCACCUGGGAGCGUCGCCGCACUCGGAGCCCCUUCAGAUCCGGACCGAGGGCGAGUCUCCGUCGGCGCCCCCGAUAGACGUGCGGAGUGACGCCGUCUCGCCCACGAGCAUCCGCGUGGUGUGGGAACCCCCGCCCACGCACACCCACCACGGCGACCUCCUGGGUUAUCACGUGGGCAUCCGGCGGCAUGAUCUGGGCAACGACGGCUCCUACAACUUCAGCGUGGUGGGCGUGGGCGCCGGCGGAGGUGGGCGCGAGGUGGUGACGGCGCUCCGCCCGUGGGUGCAGUACGCGGUGGUGGUGAGGGCCUACAACGCCCACGGCUCGGGGCCCAUCUCGCCGCCCGUCGUGGUCAGGACGCUCGAGGACGUGCCUUCCGCGCCUCCCGUGGGCGUCGAGUGCAGCGGGGGAGCAGGAGGGUCGUCGCUGCACGUGAGGUGGGCGCCGCCGCCGCCCGCCGCCCACAACGGCCUCCUGCAGGGCUUCCGCCUCACGCUCACGCGGCUGGACGACUCUACAGAGAAAGUUGAGGAGCUGACCCGAAUGACGAACGGGCGCGAGGAGAUCGUAGGCGGCCUGAGGGCGUGGUCCAACUACACCGUCACAGUCUCGGCCGUGACGCGGGCGGGCGCGGGCGUGGCGUCCCCCGACCUGACCUGCACCACUCGGGAGGACGUGGCGGGCAUGCCGGCCGGGCUCAGGGCUCUGCAAUCAAGCGAUGACUCGGCGAUCCUCACUUGGCUGCCUCCACAGCCACCCACGGGCGUGCUCCUGGGAUACACGCUCAACCACCGCCCACCCCACGCCCGCGCGCCGCAGCAGCACCCUCUUCACGCCCACGCCAACUCUCACACCCUCUCGCACCUCACCCGAGGGACGCACGAGUUCUGGCUCACGGCGAGGACGAGGGUGGGCGAGGGAACGCCCACGCCCGCGGUCAAGCUGACAAUGCUGGACACUGGAUCUCGAUUCCAGAUUCCAAGUUCCGUUUUCAGUUUCUAUCUUCCACUCCCGAGAUUCUCAGUUUUAGAUUCCAGGUUACAGGGGGCUCUCCAAGUUCUUAAAGUACUCCAACCCCCCCCCCCCUCGCUCAAGAUUCGGUUCCCCAAAUUCCAAGCAAGUCGCGCCCCUAGCUUCGUCAGGCCCUUCGGAGGAGACACAGGGGUCCCUGUCGGUGUAGCAUCCCUCGGAGGCGUUCUAGUUGUGACCCAAGGCGACGACGUGAGAUUCGUGUGUGUUACCGUGGGCGCGCCUCUGCCGACGCCAACGUGGAGCGUAGACGGAAGGCAUCUCGAAAAGAGUGGAAGGUUCACGCAAGAGGCAGACGGUUCGCUUGUGAUCCGCGGGGUGGAACGCAGUGACCGGGGCAACUACACCUGCUCCAUUCACAGCGUGAGGAAGUCUCCUUACGUGCCCACGUCCACUACGCAUGUGCUGCACGUGCAAGUGCCACCUGCCGCGCCCUCUGUGCACAUCGCGGACGCCACCUCCACGACGCUGACGGUGUCGUGGGCGGCGGGGGACACGGGCGGUGCUCCAGUCCGGGCGUGGGCGGUAUGGUGGCGGGCGGCGGUGGGCGGAGGAGUGUGGCACACGCGAGAGCUCGGGCGGGCGCACUCGAGGCACGUGAUCACCGACCUGCAGUGCGGCGCCGAGUAUCAGGUGUACGUGACGGCUCGCACCCACGUGGGCAUCUCCCCCCCGUCCCGCCCGCUGACCGCCCGUACCUCCGGAUCGCCGCCCGUGGCACCGCCCACCCGCCACGUGGCCUCGGGCAAUAGCACGGGCGUGUGGGCGUGGCUGGGCCGCUGGGUGGACGGAGGAUGCCCCAUCACGCACUUCACGCUGGAGCUGCGACGCCCGCGGGACCCCACGUGGACCACGCUGGCGAGCAGCCUGGCGCCGCAGGAGGUGUACGAGAUCGGCGGCCUGCAAGUGGGCGCGAUCUUCGGGCUGCGUCUGACCGCCCACAACGCCGCGGGCGCCACCACCACCACCGUGGACAUCACGACGGGGCCCGGGGGCGGCGUGGGGGCCAAGCCGGCGGGGGAGCUGGAGCUGGCGCCGCCCAACCCCAUCCACACGGACCCGCGCCUCAUGGCCUCCGCCGCCGCCUCCGCCCUGGCGCUGGCGCUCACCGUCGCCGCCGCCGUCCUCUGCUUCCGCCGCCGCAUGGUUCCUGCAGGAGCUGCCGCCGGCAGGACGGGAAGCGGCGCCACCGAGGACCAGGAGGCCGAGCAGAACAAGACGAACCUCCUGCAGCAGCGAGACACCUACUACGCCACCGUCAGGAAGCCCCAGCCAGUACCUGCUACUCUUGAGAGAAUAUCAGAGUACUCCGAAGACAUCUACCCGUACGCGACCUUCCAGCUGGGCGAGGGCCGCGGAGGUCAGGACGAGACGGUCACCAAUAAGUUCCAGACCUUCGUGUUCCAGGAUUCCCGCUACGGGGUCACCGAAGGCCACCCUCCGACUUCGUCAGAUACGGACACCGAGCACGCCACGUCCUCGCGCACGGAGUCCUCCAUCCACCUGGACUCCGCCACCCUCGAGAGCCACCACACGGCGCUCCACCUGCCCCUCGACCCCCACCUGGCCACGCUCGAGCCGCGCCCAGACGCCCAGGCCGCCCACGCCGCACGCAGGCCGGCUUCCAGGACCGUCCACCACAACCUGAUCUACCACGCCCCCGAGUCCAGCACGUCGACGGAGCCCUCGCCCAUCCUGGAGCGGAAGUCGUUCCCCCGCAAGAGCGACGGGAACAAGCUGGGUCGCGGCGGGGCCUUCCAGGGGCGCGGCCUCAGCAAGAUGGUGGCCAGCAUCCGGGGCGGCACCCAGGAGACCUCGCUCUCCUUCCCGAAGGCCGGCCACGCCUCCGACUCCAAGAGCUCGGACGACGGCAAGUACGGCUUCGCGCGCCAGAUCACGCCGCCCGUCGGCUUCUCCAGCAGCCACAACGAGCUCUCGGAGGCGGAGUGCGACCUGGAGAUGAGGCGGAGGAACAAGGAGGCCGAGGCCGCCUCCGCUGCGUACGUGGGCCACUCCAGGUCGCAGUUCCGCUCCUACGUGUCCGGCAAGGAGAAGGACUACAGCAUCAAGGUCUAAAGAGGGAUACAAGACCCGAAAAUGGCGGCAGAUUACAUUAGGUGGUAAAAAACAGUGUCUGAAUGUGCAAUACGUCCAUUAAGAUUGCACGAAUAGCUGUAUUUCACGAUCUCUCUGGCAUUUGAAUCCUUCGGGAGUCUUCUCUCUAAUGCGUUGUGCUCAAGAAGGACUCAGAGUGUGCUGUGCUUGCUUAUACAAGGGUGAAUACGAAAGGAAUUAAAAAGCGAAUGCAUUAUCUAGAUUAUGGUUAAAUACAUAUAUAUAUUUAUAGAAAGAGACUGAAACAGUUUCUUGCACAGAUAUAGAAAUAUAUUGCCAAAGAGUGCGUGCGUGGUCGACAAGGCAGUGUGUGUAUUUGUACAGUGUUGCCAGAUCUUCUCUUCCAAGCACUGUCCAUGCGGUAGCAAUAUGUCGUUAUGUGUUAAAGAGCUGGGAGUAUGAAGGGAAUGAAACGGGUGUGUCUUGCAAGGUCACUGGAGAUCGUGCGUGUUACAGUUUCAGUAUCUUUAAAAGAGAAGCCAAUAGCUCGAUGAAAUGUGAAAAUCUAUAUGAAAAUUGUUGUCUAUUUUUUCUUCAGAUUAGACAGUCUAUCGAAAGUCAUUAUGAAAAUACUCAGAUGUUUGUAAAGUCCGUAUGGAUACUAUUUCUACGUUGGAGAUUUACAGAUUACGUGUAGUGACGAGAAGUAAUGUGUAUUGUAUAAAUAUUCUUGUAAAUAAUAAAAUCUUUUCUUCAAUGUGCCAUUUUGCAGUGUGUAAAUUACAGAAUGGAAAAAAAACUGCGUGUUAUUUCAGUGUCAUUUAAACUUCAAAGUUUUGUAUAUAGAGUAAAUGUGCAAAGUGAAAAAAACUGAUUUUAAUUUAGUUCUUCCACGAUAAAAAAAAAAUGUGGAAGAAUUAAUAAUUUUUAUUCAAACUAUUUUUUUCUUCUGAGGGGCUGUUUGAUGGCAAAUGUGAUGAUGACGAUUGUGAUAUUAGGAAAGCCAGUAUCAUUAACACAUGGUAUGAAAAAUCUCGUAUUAAUGGUCUCCUGUUCUUCAGUAUGUAAUUUGUGUUCCAUUUUCUUCACUUUUUUAUUUAUUUCAUUAUGCUUACUUGUUCUGUGUCUGAAUGUUGGGACUGAGAAAUUGACCGAAUACUUUACAAAACAGGAUUUCUACAUUUCUACAGUCUAUGAUAAACUUGUAACAUGUAACAUUGUUGUCAACAUUACAACUUCCCAUUAAGAUAUUUCUUGUAUGGCUUUUAAAAUUGUACACUAACACCCUGUCUUCUACAUCAAUGUAUUAUUUUACAGGAAGUCAUAGUCUUCUUUAUCAUAAACACACAUCUUAAUUUCUUUAAAGUAAUUGGAUAUAAUUCAAGCCCCCCCCUCCCUCUCCAUUGAAAUGUGGCGAGGAAAUUCCGCAGACUUUCUUCGUGUGUAGUUGUUGUUCCCGUGAAAAGAUUUGAUGUAACAAAAUUUUACAGCAAAAAUAUUGUUCUGUAUGUAGCA